GGUGUGUUGGAGACGUAGAUUUCCAGCGCCGUAGGCCGGGAGGGGGUAGGUGGAGAUGACUUUUUUCCCCCCGCGACGCAGUCGCUGCGUUUCUAGUUAGUUCCUCAGCUGGGUAGGGAGAGACACACACACACAGAGACACAGACGCUGGGCGGGAAGUGCCUGAGAUCGAGUUAGGUCCUCUUGCCCCAUAGGAGCUGCCGCAGAGGCAGAGUGCCUACCAACUCUCGCACCCAUCACCGGCGGAGGCAGAAAAGAACCGGCAGGCCAGUGUGAGAGGGAGUGCCCUCCGUCCAUCACCAUGACAUCCCGAAGGUGGUUUCACCCCAACAUCACUGGAGUGGAGGCAGAGAACUUGUUGCUGACUAGAGGAGUUGACGGGAGUUUCUUGGCUCGACCGAGUAAGAGUAAUCCAGGUGACUUCACGCUUUCAGUGAGGCGAAAUGGUGCAGUAACGCACAUUAAAAUUCAGAACACAGGUGAUUACUAUGAUUUGUAUGGAGGAGAGAAGUUUGCUACACUGGCUGAGCUGGUGCAGUACUACAUGGAGCACCAUGGACAACUCAAGGAGAAAAAUGGCGAUGUCAUUGAACUGAAAUACCCACUGAACUGUGCUGAUCCUACCUCUGAGAGGUGGUUCCAUGGACACCUCUCGGGAAAAGAGGCAGAGAAGCUGCUGACAGAAAAAGGAAAACCAGGAAGUUUCCUUGUGCGAGAGAGCCAAAGCCAUCCAGGAGAUUUUGUUCUGUCUGUGAGGACUGGCGAUGAUAAAGGAGAUAGCAGUGAAGGAAAGCCAAAGGUCACUCAUGUAAUGAUCCGAUGCCAGGAUGGGAAAUAUGACGUAGGUGGAGGGGAGAAGUUUGAUUCCUUGACAGACCUGGUGGAGCACUACAAAAAGAACCCUAUGGUGGAAACCCUGGGCACUGUCUUGCAGCUUAAGCAGCCGUUAAACACAACACGAAUUAAUGCAGCUGAGAUUGAAAGCCGAGUGAGGGAACUGAGCAAACCAGCUGAGAUGAUGGACAAGGUGAAGCAAGGUUUCUGGGAAGAGUUUGAGACACUACAACAACAAGAGUGUAAACUUCUCUACAGUCGAAAGGAAGGACAGCGACUAGAAAAUAAAAACAAGAAUCGCUACAAGAACAUCCUGCCCUUCGAUCACACUCGAGUGGUCCUACAUGAUGGAGAUGUGACUGAAUCUGGUUCCGAUUACAUCAAUGCCAAUUUCAUAACGCAUGACAUUGAAAGCAAUCGAACCACUACAAAACCAAAGAAGAGUUACAUUGCUACGCAGGGCUGUUUGCAGAACACGGUGAAUGACUUCUGGAGGAUGGUUUUUCAAGAAAACUCGAGUGUAAUUGUCAUGACUACAAAAGAAGUGGAACGAGGAAAAAGCAAAUGUGUGAAAUACUGGCCAGAUGAAAUGUCCCUGAAGGAAUAUGGUGGUAUGCGUGUCAGGAAUGUACGAGAGAGUCCAGCACAUGAUUAUAUCUUGAGGGAGCUCAAACUCUCUAAAGUAGGGCAGGGAUGCACUGAAAGGACUGUGUGGCAAUAUCAUUUCAAAACGUGGCCAGAUCAUGGUGUUCCCAGUGAUCCAGGUGGUGUUCUGGAUUUUCUGGAAGAAGUAAAUGUGAAACAGGAGAACAUCCCAGAGACUGGGCCAAUUGUUGUUCAUUGCAGUGCAGGGAUUGGGCGCACAGGGACCUUUAUUGUGAUUGACAUUCUGAUUGACAUCAUCAGAGAGAAAGGUGUAGACUGUGACAUUGAUGUUCCAAAGAGCAUCCAGAUGGUACGGUCUCAGCGUUCUGGGAUGGUUCAGACUGAGGCCCAGUACAGGUUCAUUUACAUGGCUGUUCAGCACUAUAUUGAAACCCUGCAGCGUCGCAUCGAAGAGGAGCAGAAAAGUAAGAUUAAAGGCCGUGAAUACACAAACAUCAAAUAUUCCUUAUCAGACCUUACGUGUGGAGGAGAUCAGAGUCCUUUCCCACCCUGCACACCCAAUCCAGGGUGCACAGAGAUGAAAGAUGAGGGUGGCCGGAUCUAUGAAAAUGUUGGCUUGAUGCAGCAGCAAAAGGGCCAUAGAUGAGAUGAUACAAGUGUUCGGAACAGAAUAGAAAGGAACAAGUGGCUGUGAAAAGCAGAGGAGAAAUAGAAAUACGUCAGAUGUGAGUGGAAUGAAAAAUGACCAUCGAAGGUUUAGUUCAGAGUUUUGUGGAAUGGAUUUUCACCCUUCCCCACAGUUAAACACUAAAAGUGAAAAGUAACUUCCCAUAUUGCUUUCCAAAUGCCAUUCUCUGUGCUAAGAACUGAAGCAUCACCUAUAAUUUAUGCGUCAUUCACAUUGCUUUUUCAGUAUUUUACUGACGUGAAACCCAAGUGCCUUUUUACAGUCACAGUCUCUCUGCAGUCAUUUUUACUUUGUGUACUUGAACUUGUUUUAAUUCACUUUAAGUGCAGAAUAGUUUUUUUUAAAUCCCAGUUGAGGUUGUUAGAAAAUCAUACAUUAAAAUGAAUCUUGAAAGAAUAGUGUGCUUUUAUCAACAUGUUCAGUAAUAUUGAUGUAGACCAUGAGAGUGUUAUGUGUUGUACAUUUGGCUUUCCUUGUUUUUAUUAACAACUUAAAAGAGGGACAGUUGGAAUUUGCACAUGGGAUUCCCCCGCCACCCCGUUUCCUCCUCUUGUUAAGUUGUUGGAAGUAUUGAUGCUUUUUAAAACAUUAAAUUCUUAUCUUUGUAAAAAAGUGAUUCACUGGCCGUAACCUCACUGUCAGGGUUGAUACCGUGUUGGAGAUUAGGUGUGUGUGCUACCCCACACGAUGUAUGUUAUUUCUUAUCAAAACAUUUUCUUUAAAUUCAUUUUCAUUCUGUGCCAAUAAGAUUGAUCUUCCUGGUCAUAAUGGGAGGAUUCUGCAGCCUAAGCUCAGUUGAGAUAAAAACAGAAGUGCCGAAGGAAAUUUGGUUUGGCAACAAGUGUGAAAAGAGAAACUGAGUUAACAAUUUGAGUCCAACGACUCAUCAUCAGAUCUCCAGCAGUCACAGUGCUUUGUGUUUAGUUCCAUUUGAGCUCUGAAUUCAGGACCUGCUUGCCAGGGAACUUGACACUUGGUAGGAUUUAGAGUUCCAUUUGUAUCCUCGAAGUCACAGCUAGAGAUAACCAAGUUGACUGUCCUCCCCAUGAAAUUUCUCUCUUUCUUUGCAUACUUUCUAUACAAUGAGUAAGGCAAGCUCGCAUGUCUGAGAGAGUCAAAGUUGGUGCCACUCUCCUUUUUAAAAGACCUCAAGCUGGGAACAAGUGAUUUUCCUCUGUUGCGCCUAUAAAAUUUUGUUUGCCAAUGUGGUCCCCUCCUAUAUGCCCUCAGCUCUGUUUACUAAUAUAGGCUACAAUUUGUGCAAGCUCCAUAUGAGACAAAUGAGUCAUAAAAAGACUUGGGUAUUGUUUUGGUUUAAACAUUUUGUACUUGAAUUGAAAGGUUAUUUUCUAUGUACUGUUGUAUGAACUACUACUUUAAAUUCUCCAUGGAACAGAAACAAGCAUGCCUACAGUUUGAUGUCCUAGUGUUCAAGGAAACAAUGGAUUAGCUGGACAGGAGUUGGAAACUAACUGCCUUGAGGGUACCACAGCUUUUCUCUGCCUAGUGUUUUCUUGAAACUUGGAAAAGACGAGUUGCAGCUUCCCGAGGUUGUCCCUGUCUGGUAGCUUGUGGUACUGGACCCACUUGAAGAGGUUCACCAGAAUUCAAUAUACAGUCCAAAUACAAGAAAAGCUUGCAAGACCUCAUUUUGCCUGUUUUCUGGAGAGUUGAUAAAAGGGGCCUUUUUUAAGCCAAACAUGGUCACAAUCUAUUGAGGUAUAGGCCAUUGUCCUGGCCCUUUGCUCAUCUAUCCCUUUUUAAAAACCAAUCUCUAACCCAAGUUACAACUAUACAAUGCAUUUGCAUUGCCCACAGAAGCCAUCAGUUCAUUUGUGACCAUGUCUGGGCAGGAGUGGUGCUGCCUUCCUCUUUGCCUGUUGCCUCUUCGCUCCAUGACCUUUCUUAUGGAACUAUGUGUAUGUGUGUAGGACAAUAUGGCACAUCCCAGAAACAGACUUCUGAAAUAGGAAGUGUUGGAAAUGCUCAGGGGAUCUGACACCAUCUGGAGACAGACAGAGACAGAGAGAGAGAGAGACAGACAGAGAGAGAGAGAGAGAGAGACAGAGAGAGAGAGAGAGACAGAGAGAGAGAGAGAGACAGAGAGAGAGAGAGAGACAGAGAGAGAGAGAGAGAGACAUAAAGUUUUGAGUCAAAACUAAAACUUCAAAAGAUUCAGAACCAGAUUUGAGUUCAGGAUGAAUGGAAAAACUGAGUUAUCGACUUGAUUAGACCAUAUUAAAUUCUGACCUUGGAGGAGCAGAUGAUGCCUUGUAAGAACACAUUUAAACUUCCACUUCUCCUUUGUUUGAAAGGAUUAAAUAGGCAUUGAAAAAACUGGUGUGUUCAUGACGGCUAAUACUGUCUAACUUCCCCACUGUCUACAAACAAUUGACUAAACUGUUCAGUCAGACUUUUAAGUAUGGAACAUGAUUAAGUUGUAUUUCCAGACAGUGAAGUGUGUAAGCAGAAUUUUCCAGUAUGCAAUACUUUUUAAACCACGGUACAAGUAUUUAAGUCUGUGCCAAAUAUUUUGGGUAAAUCUAACGUGGACCUCCAUCAGCCCCACUCUCUGCGGGUAGUAUCCGUCCAAUGAUGCCUAUGACUUGGAUAGGCUUUUGUGAGAGACUGCUGGUAUCAGUCUGUAAUUAACUAUGUUGAGGAUAUGAAACAAAUUUUAAAACUUUGAAAUGGAAAUCUAAAUGUUAGCAUGUGCAGGAAACUGAGUUGAGUACCUUGUCUCUAAAGCAGCUUGUGAAACUAUUCAUGUUUAAAAUAUGACCAUGGAUUCUAUUGUGUUUGUUGACUGGAGUUAUUUGGAGGAUUUUACGCUUGAAUCACGAUUUUAUAAUUUUGUGAUGUGUUAAAACUUUUAUUUCCUCCUGCCUUCCAAGUUCCACACCACAUGUGACUAACUUACCUGGAGGGUGGGUUGUCAACUACUUCCAGGCUUCUACCAACAGCUGUGAGAAGCCACAUGAGAGCACCUCAGCAAUGAAUAUCUAUCUGCAAUAUGACUAUGCUUCCUAACUUCUUUCUCUGUGGAGGAGCUUGGCCUCUGCUCAGUUUCCAGAUGUCAGGAACUCCUGGAUCAGCAAUGAAUCCACAUUGCUCAUUACUCUGCACUGAUGUCCUAAUGCAUGCUGCCAUUGCAAAGCUAUUUCAUGUUUUACAGUUCAGCAUUAACUGGGGAUAUAAGUAGUUUGGAAUUCUGCAUUUGGUUUGUGAAUCCGUAUCUGGAGCAGACUACCUUGCUAAAAAGCUUUCGACUUCACAACACUUAAAUUCAAUACUGAACAUAAAAAGAAACUUGGGGGUGGGGGUGGGAAUUAAUUUUAGAAAGUCUUGGGUGUACCCAGUUGGCCUUUUUAAUGUGAAUUGAGUUGUUCCAGUGCUUCAGAUUAUUACAUGGGCUGUUUGUUCACCUGCAGAAUCGCCAACCGAAUAACCCAUUGUAGACGAUCAGAAUAAUGGUGCAAUGACUAUAAAUGAUAUCUGCAUUUUAUUAUCCAUCCUGUAAUUUCACAUUUUGUCAAAGUACAUACCAUUCAGAUGCCUAGUUUAUGUACAGACACAGAAAAUGAUUUUCCUAUAUUUAUAAAAGUAUAUAUGGGUGGUCGUCGAUUUUCUUUUUUUUUUGCUAAUCAUGCUGUGAUUUUAAGGCUAUGUAAGCUGAUAUCAGAGUAUAAAUGUAUUUGUAAUG
This is a messenger RNA of Stegostoma tigrinum, 5831 nucleotides long. It is a transcript of the gene ptpn11a, whose product is annotated as protein tyrosine phosphatase non-receptor type 11a. The transcript has 16 exons. Gene Ontology annotation, molecular function: protein tyrosine phosphatase activity. NCBI's taxonomy places the organism in Eukaryota, Metazoa, Chordata, Chondrichthyes, Orectolobiformes, Stegostomatidae. Gene Ontology annotation, biological process: protein dephosphorylation. The coding region runs from base 302 to 2086 and encodes 594 amino acids. The record is from RefSeq and is a predicted model, not a curated record.